Molecule: messenger RNA, 624 nt
Organism: Octopus sinensis (East Asian common octopus)
Lineage: Eukaryota; Metazoa; Mollusca; Cephalopoda; Octopoda; Octopodidae
Product: putative zinc finger protein 876
Exons: 5
Coding region: 1-624 (207 amino acids)
Biological process (GO): regulation of transcription by RNA polymerase II
Cellular component (GO): nucleus
Molecular function (GO): DNA-binding transcription factor activity, RNA polymerase II-specific; RNA polymerase II cis-regulatory region sequence-specific DNA binding
Source: RefSeq, a predicted model, not a curated record
AUGUUGGGGAGCUCCAAAGAAAUCAGUUUCGUUGUUUGUUUGGUGAAAAGUUGCAAGACUCUGGUUUACUGUGAAAAGGAUUCCUAUGUUUUCGAUGACGGAGAUUCUGAAUCUGCCAAAAACCAUGUUUUCAAAAUUGUUAACCCCAAACUUUUAAAUUUUAACUUUUUUUUUCGAAUUAUUUUUCGGGGAAUAUACGGUGACAUUGGCAUAAAAUACAUCUGUAUCUCGGAUACAUCAUCAAUAUUGCUCAUUUUUCAAAGACUAAAGGAAGAUGUUGAAAUAGAUGUAAACUUGGAGGAAUUCAUCAGUAAAAGGUCAAAUUCUUGUGAAAUUUGUAGUAAAACCUUAUCUCAAAUGACUCACUUAACUAGACACAAACAGUCAUAUAAUCUCUACAAGUCAUAUCACUGUGAUGUCUAUGCUAAACACAAACGUAUUCAUACAGGAGAAAAGCCAUAUUGCUGUGUUACCUGUGGGAAAUUAUUCUCUAGAAAUGACCAUUUAAAUAACCAUAAACGCACCCAUACAGGUGAGCGGCCAUACCAUUGUGAUACCUGUGGUAAAUCGUUUUCUCAAGAUGGUCACUUAAUUAGACACUUACGUAUUCAUAAAAAGCAGUAA